Molecule: messenger RNA, 315 nt
Organism: Aspergillus luchuensis
Lineage: Eukaryota; Fungi; Ascomycota; Eurotiomycetes; Eurotiales; Aspergillaceae
Exons: 1
Coding region: 1-315 (104 amino acids)
Source: RefSeq, a predicted model, not a curated record
AUGGCUUGUACUAGUUCUGAGGCUUGGGCUUGUGGGUUUUAUUUUCGUCUCUCUCUCUCCCCCCCUUAUACUAUCCACUUUCUCUUUUCUUCGCUGUCGAUCCAGCUGGCUGCGCAUCUUGAUCUUCCCGUUGGUUCCGGAAAAGGAUUUUUUUCUGUUGAGCAGGGAAUCGAACAAGGAAGGAGGAAGAAGAAGAAAAAGAAAACAAUAAACGCAAUACUUCGCACAAGCAUGGCUUUUUUUUUCCCGGACUUAGGGGCGAUCCUGCUGCAUGGAAUGAUCAUCUGGCUGCACAUCGAUCAUUCUUUAGAGUAG